Gasterosteus aculeatus aculeatus (three-spined stickleback) is the source of this 6780-nucleotide messenger RNA. It is a transcript of the gene fhdc1, whose product is annotated as FH2 domain containing 1. The record is from RefSeq and is a predicted model, not a curated record. NCBI's taxonomy places the organism in Eukaryota, Metazoa, Chordata, Actinopteri, Perciformes, Gasterosteidae.
GCAAGGACGGAGAGCGGACGGAGCCCGCUCCCCGGAACGCACCAAGGAUUUUACCCCGCGGAAAGUGUUUCCCCCCCCCCCGCCUCCCGGGGGAGCACCUCCAUCUCCUCCGCUCCAUGGCCGCCGCCGCCGCCACCGCUGCCCGCCCGCUCCCCCCGGGGGGCGUCCUUCAAAGGCUCUGCUGCGCCCGCUGGACGACCGGCUGAAUGAUGGAGGUGGACAGAAUGAAAGGACGGGCUCCCUCCAUUGUGACCAGAUGAAGGGACAUCUUCCUUCCUCCGGCAGUGAGGGGGACGUGCACUGCGGCAUUUUGAUGUUCUGCACGGCAGAUUGAGGAAAAACUUUUGGAAAUAAUUCAAAAUAAACAAAACGGGCAAACCGCUGUUGAGACGUAUUCAGUUAGAGCUCAUAUGAGCUGACUGCUCGUCCCCGCCACGCUUGUUAUGAGUUCUCCAUCCGCGACCAGCGAGCCAGAGAGCGCCAGCGGCGAGGGAAGCGGCCCCACCGCCUCCACCACCACCACCACCACCUCUGACCCCGCCCCCCCUCACACCUGCGCCGCCCCGCCUCCCGUCGGCGAUGCCCCUCGCACCUCCGGGCACCAAGCUCCCCCGCCUCCCCCCCUUCCGCCGCCGCCGCCGACCUCCGGCAACCACAACGCGCGGAAGAAGCGCCGCGUGCGCAGCUUCUUCUGGAAGCCGAUACCGGAGGAGAAGGUGCGCGGGACGCCCAACAUCUGGACGAUGGCGGUGCGGCAGCAGCAGUAUCAGAUCGACGUGCGCUCCGUGGAGGAGCUGUUCGGGCAGCAGGAGGACGCUCGCGGGGGGCCGCCGGCCUCCGGGACCUCGGGACGCGUCUCCAGGUCUCGCUCCUUCAAGGAGAGCAGCAAGGAUGAGAUCAGCAUCCUUGACUCCAAGAGGGGGAUGAAUGUGGGAAUUUUCCUGAAGCAGUUCAAGAAGUCCAACUGCUCUAUUGUGGAAGACAUCCGACGGGGAGACGGAAAGGCUUAUGGAGCGGAGCUGCUCAGAGACCUGCUGAAGCUCCUUCCCGACGCAGAGGAGGUCAAGAAGCUGCAGGCGUUUAAAGGAGACCCGGACAAGCUGACGCUGGUGGAUUCCUUUAUGUUCCUCUUGAUCCAGGUGCCUCGGUUCGAGGUUCGGAUCGAGGCCAUCGUCCUGGGCGAAGAGUUCUUCCCUUCCUGUGCUGCGAUGAGACGCGAUAUCGACGUUGUCCGCAUCGCCACCAAAGAGCUGAUGAGCUGCGAGGAGCUUCAUGCCAUCCUGCAUCUGGUGCUGCAGGCCGGAAACAUCAUGAAUGCCGGCGGGUACGCGGGCAACGCCGUGGGCUUCAAGCUGUCGUCCCUCCUCUCGUUGGCCGACACCAAGGCCAACAAGCCGGGGAUGAACCUGCUGCACUUUGUCGCCAUGGAGGCAAAGAAAAAAGACGAGAAGCUGCUCAGGUUUCCGGAGAAACUUCAGGACGUCCAGAGCGCCUCCAGAAUCUCAGUGGAAAACAUCGAGGCGGAGUUUUCCUCCCUGUAUGUACGGAUUAAAACCCUGGAGGAGAAGGUUCAAGGAGACCCGGAGCUUCCGCAGCAGCUGGAGGCCUUUCUGCAGAGUUCAGCGCGGACGCUGCAGGACCUGAAGAGAAGCCGGCUGGAUCUGCGCAAAGAGGGGAACGCUCUCAUCGACUUCUUCUGUGAAGACAAGGAUACCUUUAAGCUGGACGAGUGCUUCCGCAUCUUUCAGGACUUCUGCAUCAAGUUCAAGAAAGCUGUGAAGGACAACGCGGACCGCGAGGCAAAGGAAGCGGCCCGGCAGCGACGUCUGCGAGAGUUGGAGGAGAAGCGAUUCGCCUGGUCGGCAGCGGACCAGAGCGCCGGGUUCAGUCGGAGCAGCAGCGAGAGCGACGUGGAGAUGCUCACCAAGGAGGGCCUGCUGGACUUCUUCCAGCAGAGGUCCCAGAGCCCUCACAGUCCGCUGGGGCGCUCGGCCAGCGCCCGCCGCCACCGCCACGCCGCGACCUCCGCGGCGGACCGACAGCUCCGGGGAUACCUGGAGCUCUUCGGGGGCUCCGGGAAUCCCACCGACCGUUCCAGGUUCAACAGCCUGCCUCGGCCGGGCCGCGGCGCGCAGCGGGCGACGACCCCCUGGGUGUUGGGACAGGACGACGACCGCGAGCUGGGCUGCGACGGCCAGGGGGCGUCUCCGCGCGCAGCAUCUGAGCCCGUCGGCCCGCUGGCCAGGUUCUCCUCCUCCUCCUCCUUCUUCUCCUCCUCGCGCGGGCGGAAUGACAACGAGCCGCACGGCAACAACAAUUAUUGCUCGUCCGUGUCGGAGGGCGGCGCUCCGCCUCGUCCCUUCUGCGUCUUUCAGAAGUCCCCCCGUCUCCCCGAGCCGGCGAUCAGCGGCCACAUGAACGUCAGCGUAGACACGCACACUUUAGUUCGAGGUCCUCAAGCUUUCGACCUACCGAGUCCAAACAACAACAGUGACCCGAUGCACUUUGUCCACCGGGGCGAUGUGGUUGUGACUGAUUUGGAGAAGGAGCGACGGUCGCUUCCUGUAAACCUGGACAUCCUUCUACAUGAUAACGUUGUGGAAAGGGGACCGGAUCCCAAGGUGGCCUGGGGGGAGAAAAUAGAUCCUCCCACACGGGCCGGCGUCCCUCUUGAGAGAGAAGAAGACGACAACAGCACAGUUUCAUCCACGACCUGCGACACGCCCCUCCCACUCGAUCCAAGUGUGUCCAAUAAGAAACCGAUGGUUUAUGCACUAGACUGCACAGAAACCGACUGCUCCGUCACCUCGGAUUACUCCGAGGUAGACAGCGCGUCUCUGACGAAAGAGGGACGUCAUUUAAGGACGGAGGACAGCCGGCGAGCUCCUGUCUCUCUGUCCUCCGACUUGGAGUCGCUGUCAACCAACGAGCUUUCGGCGGCCAAAUCUGCGGACGCAGCAUCCGUCACCCGGUCUGCUGGCGCGGAGGAGUGGGACACGGAGAGCUGCGACACGGCCGAGGGGAAACCAGGCGCGCAGAAAGGCAGCCGGAAGGCGGCGCCGACGAAGGGCCGAGCCAACAAGGCGCCCAAGAGCGGCGGAGGUCGCGCCGUGCGAACGCUGACCAGCAGCGAGGGCCAGGGCAUGAGGAAGGUGGUGCCCAUCGGCAGGCUCACGAGGACGGGCGGCAGCAAGGCGGCGGAGAGGCCGCUGGUGGUGGGCGGCGGCGGUGAGACGCGGCGGCCCCUCCGCGACCACAGCACGCCAGCGGGGGGGAGGAGGAGCGAGAGGGCCGCGAGGCCUCCUCGACCCUCCAGUCUGCCUCCGGGCGAGGCCAAAGAUCGCAGGGGAGGCGGCCCGGCGGGCGGCCUUUCGACUUGGGCCCGCGACCCGACCCCCCGAAAGGCGUCCGUCCACAAGCCGAGUGCCAAGCCGCUGAGGAGCAUCCCCAAGCCGGCGCCCGAGGAGAAGAUGUGCCGCUCCACCAUGAGAGCGUUGGCGCAGGCGCAGGCUCAGGGCGGAGCCUCCUCCGAGGACAGCAGUUGCCGAGCGCUCGGCGCGAAGGACGCCGCCGACCUCCCCAGCUUCGCGCGCAACACGGUGGCUUCGACCUCCCGCACCAAGAAGGAGCUGGCGCCCCCGUCCGUCCCGUCACUGCCCUCCACGCCGUCUCGCAGCCCCUCGCUUCCCGUCCGACAGAGCCCGGCCAAGCAGAACAAGAUGGCGCCCGCGGCUCAGGCCGGCGAGGAGAGGCCACGCGGGACCAACCUGAGGCGGGUGCAGAGCGUGAAGGCGGCCAGUCGCAGCGCCUACCGCAGUAUGACUCCGCCCCCGGCGCGGGAAGAUGUCCGCAAGACCAGUUGCAUUUCUGAAAAGUCCGUCGACAGAGACCUGGUGGCGGGCAGCAGAGGCGCUAAACCCAGCUGGAAAUAAAGCCCCCGGGGGGGGGGAGAGACACCGCGGAAGGACCAGAAGAAAGACGCACUUCCAUGGAAACUUUCUGUUGGUUUGUUUUAUUGUUGCUGCUCUUUGCCUUCCACAACGCAGACGUGUCCAAUCUGAAAGAACAGCUCUUAAGCUAUUCCCACACGUACGGAUCCUCCAGCAGCUGAUUAUGGAUCAGCUGCAAAGAGCAAGAUGCAAUGAACUGCUCGUCCUGUUUUGUUGCUUCUGUCCUUUUUUUUUUUUUUUUUAAGGGGCAUUAACUAAACGAACAAAUGGCGACUCGGCGCCGUUACCCAGCAGCCUCUUUGCCUGCUUGCAGCCGUCUAGUCGCUGCACACGCUGGUGUCUGUGACCACCAGCGACCACACGAUGCUGCUCCGUCUCAUUCAGGGUUGCAGGACGCGUUGUAGCUUCUCUUGCUGCUGUUGUGAUGUUUUUUUUGUUUCACUGCUGCAGAGAAUUGCUUCUCUUUGCCUUUUUGGUUCCUUUGCUCGAUACCUCAUGAAGAUCUCAGUGGCCUUUGUACCAGCAGGAAGCUUAGAGUUUGUUGAUUUGACUCUGCAUGAUAAAGAUGUAGAGCUGACGAACAUGUUUAAACUGCAAUGUCACUUUUUACAAAUCCCUGGUAUAUUAAUGUUACUACAAUAUACAGUAUGGGGUCACAGAUUAUGAGCCGACCGUGGUACUCGUUGUACCUCUUAUAUGUGAGUGUCUGUAGCUUGUAAAUGUGUUAGAACUCCUCCAUAAUAUCUUACGGAGUAGACGUGCACGUAGGAAACGUUUCCUGUAAUCUAAUACACAAUCAACACUAAUGCUUUGAGAGAAAAGCAUUGAAAUGAUCAGAAGUCAUGUGAUUAUAUCGACAUCCUGCUUUCAAGCUGCAGUCAGAGAGCAUCUGUUAUUCUGACAAAUUUAACAAUGUUUACUGCUGUUUCAACGGUAUUUUCAGAAUCACGUAUAAUAAAAUAGAUUAAAAUAUUAUCUAUCUAUUAAAUGCACGGCCCCAAAUUCAGACAAAGUAUCCCAUGCAGGUAGCAAGAAAUGACACAUUGUGAAUGUCACAAGAGAAAUUACCACCAUACUUUGUAUGAAAAUAUUAACAAUAAAAGUUAGUAGCUUUAUGUAUCACGUCGCACAAAUUGGGCGAAAUACGUUUAAGUGAACGCCUCCCAAUCCAAAGAAUUUAGCAGGAAAUGUGAGCAAUAAAACAAAUGUUGACCUUCUGAUGAAAACAAACGCGUAUGUAAACACAACGAGCAAAAUCACCAUUGUCAGUCACCAUAAAUGACAAAGGUCACGUUGGGGUCACUAUAUUAUUGAUCUUUUUCUCUUUGUUACGGUUCGACGCGAGAGGCGCAAACUGUCGCUGACAUUUCCGCCCCGUUGCUCAUUUUCACACCACUUGCCUUUCAAACUGCAUCGUGCCGUCGCCUCAAAGGGAGCGACUCCCGCGACUGUGUUUGGCCUUAAAGCUCAGUGGAGGCGGCCCAUCACCCGUAGGAAGCUAUUAGCACAUCCCAUCGCACGCAGCGGGUUAGUGACACACCUUGUACAUAAUGUAAAGAUAUAUAGUAUUUUUCUGACUAUCGAUCUGUUUACAUGGCUUUAAAACAUGAAGGGUGGAAAGCGUUGGGCGUGAGAGAGGGCGGCGUGUUGACACGCGGCCGGGUGUCUUCCUGUUGCCUGCGAUGCAAAUGAAGGGGACGAGCCGAUGACACAAAAGGCCGAGUGUGACGUGCCACCGGGUGUGUUUGGCCCAAAAGCUUCUGAUGCUCCAUUGAUCCGACCGAUGCUUAACUAACGGUCCCUAAAAGUAAAAAAAAAAAACGGUGAAAAAUGUACAAUGUACAACAUUUUUUCAAAACGCUUAUUUCGCCCAAACUCAAAGACAAUAUCUUUUAAUUAUAGAAAGAAUUUGCUUGUUUUCUAAGCACAUUUGAGAAUUUUAAAAAUUCAGCUCUAAAGUAAUUACGUUAAUUGGCCGUAAUUAAAGACGUCUUUUAAUUUGAGCAUGAAAAAUCCCCUUUUGAACAAUAUUCAAAGCUCUGGGGGAAAAAAGCUGAAAUUUUCUCAAGUUGCUCUUCCGGUAGAUUUAAAAUCAGUGAUCGGUGAAAAUAAUCUGAUCUUUAACUGUUUUAUAAACAACGAAACCGAUUUAAAAAGUCUUAAGCAUAAAGUUUGCCUCACGGUUGAAAUAUUUAACUCAACUUUUGCCCCAUCGGGUCACGACAACUUAUGUCACAACUGUAGAAACGCACUUCCUACCAACCUGGACUCAAUUCUCGAUCCUCCACACUUCUCAGGGUCGUCCUUUGUGGGUCCCACAAUGCCCCCUGCUGCCACCUUCUUAGCAGCCCCCCGCCCACACACCCCUAGCCCCGCCUCCCUCGCCCACACACCCCUAGCCCCGCCUCCCCCGCCACAAUGGCUGCCCUUUGCUUUUCAUCCGACCGGCCUGCUGCAGGAUUUGAAUACGCACUCGCCCUUUUCCACCACAGCUUCCUUGUUACAGGAUGGUUUCCGUGGUAACGGGCCAAACAUCCAUUACCAUUGCUGACUGAAGACCGCGUAAAACCCCAAAAGGUCAACAUCACCACCACAAACCUUUUGUGGUGUGAUGUUGUUUCCCCCGGUGCUCCACCAAAGCCCUAAACCUUGUUGCUUCUAUAAUAAUGUAAACAUGUAUCCACCAAAUGAUUAAAUGUGACAUUUGUUGGCAUUCAUUUAACCCCAAGCAAGUCUUUUGUACACUGAAAAGUCACAUUGCUCCUCUGUAUUUCUGAUGAAGACGUCUGAGAAAUUAAUAAAAAUCACAUGUUGCUGUGUAAACAGAAAA